Cooperia oncophora is the source of this 426-nucleotide messenger RNA. The record is from the annotation of a GenBank genome assembly. Lineage: Eukaryota; Metazoa; Nematoda; Chromadorea; Rhabditida; Trichostrongylidae.
AUGGGGAAGGAAUCUCGUUCAGAUCGGGAUCGUGACAAAGAGAAAAGCCGGGAUCGACGUGACAGGGAGCGUCGUGAUAGAAAAAGAUCGAAAUCAAGAGACCGUGAAAGAGAUCGCAGACGAAGUAGGAGUAGAAGCAGAUCUCCUCGCCGAGAAAAGGACAGAAAGAAGAGUGACAGAAGCAGAGACAAGGAAAAACGAAAAAACAAUGAGGCGGAAAAGAAGAAAGAGAAAGACAUUGUUGAGAUAGUGGUUAUGAAGGAUAAAAGCCUAUUCAAAAUGGAGAAAAAGCCAGAGAAGAAAAUGUGGAGCCUUGAAGAUGAUGAGGAUGAUGAUUUGGAGGAACCUAUGGAAACCACUGUGAAGACUGAACCUGUCACGGAAAACGGAACGGACCAAGUGACUGAGAAAAAAGAUGAGUAUUAG